Didymodactylos carnosus is the source of this 521-nucleotide messenger RNA. The record is from the annotation of a GenBank genome assembly. NCBI's taxonomy places the organism in Eukaryota, Metazoa, Rotifera, Eurotatoria, Philodinida, Philodinidae.
AUGCCGGUGUUUUGUCGAUUCGGUUCAGCAGCUAAAGAGAAAGAGAAAGAUGAUGAAGAUAAACAUAAAGAUGAUGAAGGUAAAGAAGAAGAUAACGAUAAAGAUGAAGGUAAAAAUGAAGAUAACGAUAAAGAUGAAGGUAAAGACGAAGAUAACCAUAAAGAUGAUGAAGAUAAGGCAGCAUUUCAAAAUUCUUGCAUAUGACAUAUAAAGUGGAGUAAUUCACGAUUAAUAAAUGUGCAUCAUCUUCAUCAUCGUUAUCUUCACCUUUAUCUUCAUCUUUAUUGUUAUCUUUAGGGAGCAUUUCAAAAUUCUUGCCGUUCUCUCUGUCGUUCUACCGCUCUGCCGGCACAACGGAUUUAUUUUAAUGACAUUUCGAUAUAUUAUCGGUUUCUUUUGAUGUAUGUAUACGUAUACAUGAAAGGAGGAGGGCGGAUAAGGUAGGUUUCCCGCACCCAAUGGAAUUGCAUUUUUUCUAUCAGAAACAUGUCAGGGGAUUAUUUGAAACAUUUUGUACCACU